This is a messenger RNA of Haemonchus placei, 504 nucleotides long. NCBI's taxonomy places the organism in Eukaryota, Metazoa, Nematoda, Chromadorea, Rhabditida, Trichostrongylidae. The record is from the annotation of a GenBank genome assembly.
CUCAAAAAGGCGUUAGAGACGAUAUCCAACAUCACUGUGACAGUUGUUGACUACAAUGGCAAAGUUCCAUUCCUUGAACAACUUGCUUCCACCCACAAUUCGGACGUCUUCAUUGGAAUGCAUGGCGCCGGCCUCACUCAUCUUCUGUUUCUCCCAGAUUGGGGGGCUAUUAUGGAGCUAUACAAUUGUGAUGACCGAAACUGUUACAAAGAUUUGGCUCGGCUCCGAGGCGUGAAAUAUUUCACCUGGGCUCCUGAAAAGGUUAUUCUUUUUCCAUUUGAUGUCAGUUUGCCUCGUAUAUUAGGUUAUAUUCGUACUACUUUUUUACAGCAUCACCUGAUCUAUCCUGAAAAUGAUGGCCUCCACCCACAAACGGGUAAUCCCCACAAGAAGUUCACGAACUACAGAUUCGACCCUGAUGAGUUCGUACGACAGGUGAAAAUGGUAAGUUCCGCUCUGCAUUUAGCACAUUUGAAGUACAUUCUCUGUGAACGAUCUCCCUAA